UGUCAGAUCUGCUCUGUGGAGGAGAGAAGUAUUAAACAGAGGUAAACAGCUUAAGGUAAAUAUCCUUAGGCACAGAUCUAGGAUCAACUCUGAUAUCUAACAAAAACUGACCUCAGAUCAGUGUCUAGAAGCAAUGUCUUCCUACUUUGAGAUCUCAUCUGUCUCAGCAUCUUUCUCUGGAUUACUGGACAACUAUAACUAACCCUGGGUUUGCCGGUGUUAACCCUUAGACAACUAUUACUAACCUUGGGUUCGUUGGUGUUAACCCCUGGACAACUAUAACUAACCUUGGGUUCGUUGGUGUUAACCCCUGGACAACUAUAACUAACCCUGGGUUCGCUGGUGUUAACCCCUGGACAACUAUAACUAACCCUGGGUUCGCUGGUGUUAACCCCUGGACAGCAUGGCUGCUGUGGGAAAGAGAUGAUGAUUGACUAUGAAUUUCCCUGCAGAGUGUCCCUCUCCAUUAGCCUGUGUGCCGGCUGGGAGGAGUGUGUGUGAGAGUGUGUUAGCACCACACACACACACACACACAGCACACACACACACUCUAACGGCCAUGCCCCAGAGAUACUCCUACCAGAAGAGGAAAGCCAGCACGGCAGCAGCUCGGAGGAUGGAGAGGCGAGGCAGGGACUCUGGGAAGACCAACAACACCAACACUAGCCACAGCCACCGCUCCAAGAAGCUAGCCAUGCUCUCCAGGUCCCUGAUCCUCUGUCACUCCAGAGCCAGUGAUGACUGCCCCAGCCCCGAAGAGAGACCGCCAGGGGAGGCCUGGAAGGGAGACAGGGGCUUGGGGAGAGAUGGGAAGGGGAACAGGGAGGUGGAGAGGUCCCAGAAGAAGAUCCAGGAAGGACCCCAGGAGAGUGGAGGAACUAUGCAGGCAUCUACACAGCCACCCGUAGGGGCCACCAACACACUCAGGGCUACAGGAGAACACAAGAGGAAUAUGAGGAGGUCCUUCAGUAUCAAGGAGAGCAGUAUCUGGAGGAUGUGUGUAACGACGGGGGCGGGUGAGGAGGAUCUGGGCCGACAGACUGGCGAUAGCAGCCCCCAGGCGGAGGACAAAGAACCCAGUGUGGAGCGAGGGAGGAAGGGAGGAGGGGAUGGACACAGUUACCUUCAGAGUACAGACAAGCUUGCACCUUUUAACGGACAGUGUCUGAACGGCCAUGCCAGGACAGAGGGGGAGAGGCAGGCCAAGAACGGCCAUGCUGCAAGGACAGAGGGGGAGGGAGGGAGGCAUGCCGCCUCCAGGAACAGCCACAUAACAGCCUACAGUGAGGAAAGCUCAACAUGUGAGCAGCAGCCCCUGUCCCCUGGAGGUCUAACCCUGGCCCCCCUGCACUCGGUCCCCCUGUGCCUGACAGACCCCCUGGCAGUGACCAACUACACAGAGACAGAACAAACUGGGAACAACAACCACCUCAAGCUGGCAAUCCCAGAGGUGAAUGAGGACAGAGGUUGGGACACAGAGAGGAGAGGACAUGGUCUUCAGGGACAGACGGUCUGCAAGAGGACCCGCUCCAACUCUACCAGUGUCCAUCCAUACUGGAUUGGAGACCUGGACACCAUUAUCCUGAAGACGCCUGAGCUAUGCGGGAGCAACACCCACGGAACCGUCGGUUUCUUUGGCAGCAGGAAGUCCCAGUCCCAGCAGCUGGAGUUUCCUCACAACCCCAACCAGCCCGUUCCCCGUCCCUCUCGCUCUCUUAGCUCCGCCCAUCUGGUCCACUCCUGCAGUAACGUCCAAGCCUUCAUCAUCUGUAACAUCGUGCUGAUGAAGGGCCAUGGCAAGGGUCUGGGGUUCAGCAUUGUGGGGGGCAGGGACAGCAUGUACGGACCCAUGGGUAUCUACGUCAAGACCAUCUUCGCUGGAGGGGCCGCGGCUGCAGAUGGCAGACUACAUGAGGGGGAUGAGAUCCUGGAGUUGAAUGGAGAGUCUCUACAUGGACUAACUCAUGAGGAUGCACUACAGAGAUUCAAACAGAUAAAGAAGGGUCUGUUGACUCUGGUGGUGAGGACCAGCCUGCGUGUCGGCGCCCUCUGUGGCCAGGCAGCGGUAGCACAGCUGUGUCGGUCUCGCUCUCUCAGCUCCAGUACUGGCAUGUCCAGGGUCAGCACUGAAAUGGGGGACUACAAUUACCUCAGUGGUGUCACCACAGCCAACACACACACCAACACCAUACCUCAGCCACCUUUGGCCAAACCCCGAGAUCGUGUCAUGAUGGAGAUCACCUUGCAUAAAGAGGCUGGUGUGGGGCUCGGCAUUGGGCUGUGUUGCGUGCCGUCUGGAGAUGGUUGCCGUGGCGUCUAUAUCCACACCCUGUCCCCUGGGUCGGUGGCACACAUGGACAGUAGACUCAGAUGUGGAGAUGAGAUUAUGGAGAUCAACAACACAGUGGUAUACAACAUGGUACUGAAUGAUGUGUACACGGUUCUGAGUCAGUGCUCCCCCGGGCCAGUCCAGAUCAUCAUCAGUCGACACCCUGACCCCAAAGUGUCAGAGCAGCAGCUGAAUGAUGCCAUAGCCCAGGCUGUAGAGAACAGCCAACUAAAGCAGGACGCCAGUCAGUGGAGUAUAGACGGCCUGCUUAGGUCUGACCCCUGCUCCCACUCCAGAGGGAAGUGUGAGCGCUGUGUGGCGAGGAGCUUCGGCCAACUGACUGCCCGGCGAGCCCAGAAGAACAUGACCCGCUCCUGUAGUGACAGCAACACAUACAACCAGAACCACCAUCAUAACCAUCAGCACAACCGCUGCCCCGGACCAGGAUCCAACCUGGUUAAUGGUCAAACCCUGACUAUACCCAACCACAACCACAACAUGCACCAUAAUCUGAUGGAAAGGGUCCACAGCCUCGACAUCCCCAUGGGGUCCACGCUUGAGCCCUGGUGUGAUAACAGACUGUCUGCAUUGGUCUACCCUAUCCCUGAUGACGACUAUAACGUCCCCUACAACUCCCCAGUAGCCAACCUCUCCUGCCAGCGCACGUUAGACCUGGCCACAAGGGGAAAUAAGAACAGGCCCAAAGCCCUUGCACCUCCAAGGAGGUACUGCCGACACCAGGACGUCACUAGUGAGGAGGGGGCCCCUGGGGACCUGCCAGACUCCAAUGUUUCCAGUAGAGGCUCCCCUGUUAGAGAGGACGGAUGGAGUCCCACACAUACCAACUGUCAGGAAGUAGAGAGUGAGAGAGAAAGAGAGAGAGAAAGAGAGCAAGAACACUCAGGGGGAAGUGGAGAGACUCUCACCCACUCAGAGGCUCGCUCUGCUGCCAUCACUGACUGCCCUCGAUACUCAUCCUGCACAGAAGACAGACUACACACAGGUGCUGAAUCUGCCUUCCACCUCUGCUCCCAGAGUAAGAGGCCGGGCCUGAGGAGGCAGGGCCGCGUGGAGCAGCUCCCCCCAGAAAAGCUUCACGACCCCUGGGUUAGGAUCUCCGACAGCGCCCCUGAUCUUGGAGGUCCUGAAGACCCCCAUCAGAACCAGAGUCUGACUCAUCCGAGCACACACCGUCACAACACACACUCCCACAGUAGCACACACCAACAACAAACACACCAUCUCAGCUCACACCACGACACCACACACACUCCAUCCCAAACCGACAGACACCCCAACGACACACACUCCCCAGUCGCCAUGAGCCAACCGAGUGAGUUUCCCGAGCUUCCUGAACUCAACUGUACUUCCACCCCACCACACCGCCCCAGACCCCCACCACCCCUCCACCCUUGCCUCCCUAAUCUCCACCCUCAGGGCCCCCCAGUUGCCCCCAAGCCUGUGUGGAACCGUCAGAGCCUCAGGAGUAUUAGGAAUGGGAGGCCCCAGGCUGAGCUGGCCAAACCCCUGGACAUCAGAGGCGGUGGAACCACCUUCGGGGUACGUCUGCGGCCCACCUCCUCUACAGCCCAGCUGUCAAUCAAGCAGAAGAUCCAUUCAUUUGAGACCUUCUCUAGUCCUGAGGGUAAAGGUCAGGAGAUGGAGGGCAACAACAGGAGGCCCCUAGCCCCCUCCACUUCCCUCCCUCUGAAGGACAAGGCACCCGUCAGGAGUGACCCCCCUCUCUUAGAGGAGAAUGGCACAAUCCAACAUGACAUGGGCAAAGGAGCCAAAGUGACCUCUCCAAUCCCUGACGAGGACCAGGACAGGAGGAUGUCCUCUUUUCCCCCUGGAGCCACUCCUCACUCCAUCCUUCCACCCUCUCCUGCCUCCCACCCUUCUUCUCCUACCUGCUUUUCUCUUCUUCCGACCCCCCACCCUACCUCGGAGCUCCAGACCCCAGUGGAAGAGACAACAGACCCCAAUGCAGAGAUCUCUGACUCGCCAUCCCCCGAGGACACCACCACCUCCCAUGUUUCCCAUGCCCUGAUGCGUUCCAUGCACUCCCUGCUCCCCUCCCUGGUUCUACUAGGCCGGCAAUUUGAGCACAUCCAAGUGGUGAUUCUGCACAAGGAGGAAGGAGCAGGUCUGGGUUUCAGCAUUGCAGGUGGGAUAGACCUGGAGAGCAAGGCUACCACAGUGCAUCGUGUUUUCCCCCGCCUGGCGGCUCAAGAGGGGACCGUGGAGAAGGGUGACGAGGUGCUGUCCAUCAACGGCCAGACAACUAAGGGGUGCGACACACGCGGACGCCACCGCACACUGCGCCAGGCCCGCAUCAUGAGACUGGCCGUGGUGGUGGUGAAGGGGAGAGAGGGAGGAGGAGACAAGACUGAUGAUUCCUCUGUCAGCAGUAGCAGUACAGACCUCAACCCCACAGGUGAGUAG
Oncorhynchus kisutch (coho salmon) is the source of this 4774-nucleotide messenger RNA. It is a transcript of the gene il16, whose product is annotated as interleukin 16. The record is from RefSeq and is a predicted model, not a curated record. Gene Ontology annotation, molecular function: cytokine activity; CD4 receptor binding. NCBI's taxonomy places the organism in Eukaryota, Metazoa, Chordata, Actinopteri, Salmoniformes, Salmonidae. Gene Ontology annotation, biological process: leukocyte chemotaxis; induction of positive chemotaxis.